Messenger RNA from Puccinia triticina, 612 nucleotides. RefSeq lists its product as uncharacterized. NCBI's taxonomy places the organism in Eukaryota, Fungi, Basidiomycota, Pucciniomycetes, Pucciniales, Pucciniaceae. The transcript has 2 exons. The record is from RefSeq and is a predicted model, not a curated record. Bases 1 to 612 code for a protein of 203 amino acids.
AUGGUCUCAUGUUUGUUGUUCAUCGUACCAACACUUUUUCAUGAAAUCAAACAAUCCUUAUCUUCCGGCCUACAUGAAGCUCAUCGAGACGUGCUGGCCCAGGAAAAGCUCGCGCUCGCGCUCGACCCUCUCCGUGCCCGCUCUCUCCACCUCUCCACCUCGUCGUCGCCCGCUGACCAUGUCCAUCGGGGAGACGAAGAGGGAGACACACGACGGUUGCUCGCCAGCGGCGUCCUGCGAGCCUGGCUCGACUCCCGCACCGAGACCAGCCUCGUACCGCCCCUCGCCUCCGACCCGGACACUCGCCUCCGCACGUCCGCCGCCAAGCGCGCCGAGUACGCCAGACUCAUCGACUGCGUGCUUCGCGCCGCCCCGAUCAUGGUCGAGAAUCUCGACAGCCUCGGGCGGCUCAGGAAGCUCUUUGUCCGCCCCGACACCUCGCCUAGAGCGAGGGGCGGCGAUAAGGGAGAGCUGGAGUGGCAGGCGGCGCGGCUGGCCGAGAUGGAUCGCCGGCUGGGCAAGUUGCACCGCGCCUGCGCGCUCAACAUGGACCUUAUGGCCUGUCUGAACUCCUUCCGUCCACGGACCCCCAGUGCCGUGCCGGCCGAGUAG